AUGAGCACAUCGGCAGUCUCAGCCCUACGUCGAAGCUCUUUGGCGGCUUCAAGUCGCUUGCAGACACGCGCUGUCAGAAGCGCUUCUAAAGCUGUAGCGUCUGCCUCGCGGCAAUGUUCCAACUCUUCGAGGAUAGCAGAAGUUUCGAGAAUCCCAGGCACUCCCUUGAGGACAGCCGCAGCUUUCUCUGUAGGAGACAUCCGUAGCUUCGCCUCCAGCUCGUCCCGCGCUAACGGCUCAGGUCGCACCACAGUCAAGGAUCCAGAACCUCAAACUGGUCUUUACUACCAUCCGACGCAGAUCAGCUACUCCCGAGGCGAGAAGGAGCCGGCCACUACUGUCGAAGGAUGGGCCAUCUCCUUCCUUCCCGAACCGUCCACAUCCGAAGACGCUGUGAUCGCCUUUGUGCUGCCCACCGAUACGUCGUCAUCACAAGACGCCGAUCCCGCCGACUUUGUGCGUGCCAAUCCGGACAGGAUACGCAUCAACCCGGCCGGCUGGAAGAUCAUGCACGACGUGCUCAAGAACGAAGUCGUUCCGAACGACGAUCUGCUGAAAUUCGAGGCUUCGACGAGGGAGAGCGGCUGGGCGCACCUCACCGAUCUCCGACACCCGCUCAUGCCAGGCAGAAUCGCAACGCCAGAAAACAUCAUCGCGUCGGUCGCAUUCACGGAAGGAGAGCUCAACGUGGAGAGCUACGAGGAGAACAAGUCGUAUCGGCUGGUGACGGGUUACGAAGGCCCGAUCCAGAUGGCCGAUAGCUGGAUCGAGAAGCUAAGGAGAAAGUUCGAGUCGCUUUGA
Kalmanozyma brasiliensis GHG001 is the source of this 801-nucleotide messenger RNA. RefSeq lists its product as uncharacterized. The coding region runs from base 1 to 801 and encodes 266 amino acids. The record is from RefSeq and is a predicted model, not a curated record. Lineage: Eukaryota; Fungi; Basidiomycota; Ustilaginomycetes; Ustilaginales. The transcript has a single exon.